GGACGGACUGGAGGCUCCUGCUUGCAAAAGUUGACUUGAUACAUAAUAAAAGAUGGUGGUUAGUGCCCCUUUCAUUAGCUGAAUAACUCAGACCUUAUGAACAAAAUCCGAAAGAUAGUGAAUCGUUGUUAAUAAUAAGUCUGAACAUGUAGUGAUUAGUCGAAUUAGGUUACAUAUGAAUAGAAAUAUGAAUGGGAAACCAAGUACAACUUGAGAUGCAAAAUAGACUGAAAAAUGUACAUAUUUAACAUAGUAUGGAAUACAAGAACUCCAAAUAAACAAUCAUGAUGCAUUGCAAUGAAAACAGUAGGUACAUCGUUCAGGUUUAUGUGGGGGCCCUAUCAGCUCUGUACGAAGCCCUCUCAGUAGAAGCUAGCAAGCAAACAACAUCUGAAGAAAUUGUUUCGUGUAUAGUAGAACGAUUAUCACUGAAUGAUAGUGCUUCCUAUGAGUUGACAGAGGUAAUAGGAGAUAGUUUCGGACAAGAAUGCAAAGAGCGGAGCUUGUUACCAAAUGAGAGUCCUGUUCAACUUAUGAUACUCUGGCCUAAAAACAGACCUGAUCAAAGUUCGUUUAAAUUUUACUUGCGAGAAAAAAUAAAUGACUAUGUGUGGAGGGACCAGUUUGUCAUGGAUCCACAGCUUAUCAAAGACUAUUUUCAUAGAUUUCUCUAUCAACCUAAGGAUAGAGAAUAUCCUGACUUGUGUCAACUACCAGAUUUGAACGAACAAACACUACUAGAAAACCUUAGAGCUCGGUUUGUCGCUGGGCAUAUAUAUACCUAUGUGGGCUCAAUUCUCAUAGCUCUCAAUCCUUUCAAAUUUUAUCCAAUUUACAAUCCAAAAUAUGUUAAACUCUAUCAGAAUAGACGUUUGGGGCCCAAUUUACCACCACACAUUUUUGCAGUGGCUGAUACUGCUUACCAUUGUAUGUUGAAAGACAGAAAAAAUCAGUGCAUUGUUAUUAGUGGUGAAAGUGGUUCGGGGAAGACUGAAAGUACUAAUUUUUUAUUGCAUCACCUGACUGCUUUAAGUCAGAAGGGAUCUCAUGGAAGUGGAGUGGAACAAACAAUCUUGAGUGCGGGGCCUGUGCUCGAAGCAUUUGGGAAUGCAAAGACGGCUCAUAAUAAUAAUUCAAGUCGCUUUGGAAAAUUCAUUCAAGUCAACUACAAAGAAAAUGGAAUGGUACACGGAGCCGUUGUUCAGAAAUAUCUUUUAGAAAAAUCCAGAAUAUGCUCUCAGGGUCGCCAUGAACGAAACUAUCAUGUGUUCUACUACUUACUGGAAGUACUGAUCCAAAACAAGCACCAGACCUGCAGUAUUCUUCUCGACGCGCGUUUCACCAGACAAGUUUUCAGGAGAUGAAGAAAUCUUCUGGUUCAGGAAAAAUGUUUGUCUUGGAUUUAUUCUACAUCAGUGAUUCCAAUUAUAACUUUCACUAAAUACUGAUAUUGAAAAUAAUCUCUGAAAUUUCAACAGACUUGGUGGGCACUACUAUAUUUUCCACAAUAUUUCAUCACAUGUUAUUUUACUUGUAAAUGUUUUCGAAAAUUUCAGUACAUGAAAAUUUUACAAUAUGGCAACUCCUAUCAAAUCGAAAUAAUAGAAAAAGCUAAUUAAUAUGCUUAUUGAAAAAUUACAAGCUGUUGAUAUUACAACAAAAUAGGCCAGAGACGAUGCAGAUUUCUUACCAUUGGAUCAAAUCAUGAAAAAACUGAAAUUAUAAUAGGAGAAGAUAUAGAUUUAAUUGUUAUUUUAAUUGGAUGUACCCUAUCUCAUCAACAAGAAUUUUUCUGUGAAAAAGUUGGCAAAGGAAUUAAAAACUGAAAUACACUCUUCCAAAAGUUUUGAUGAAUAUCAUCGUCCUAAAAAACACAUUUUGUUUCUGCACGCAGUAAGUGGCUGUGACAUGACUUCUACGCUCUUUAAAAAAAGAAAAAAAAACUUUUUUAAGAACACUCGAGAAACUUCCGAAUUUGGAUCAACUUGCUGCAGCAUGUGAAGAAGAAAAAUGCCGGCUCAAACAGUAUUUAAAAUGGAGUGCAAAGUGCAGGUUAACAAAACUUAACAAACUUGUGCAUCUGUGCAAUUAUCAAAUCUUCCACCAACGAGUGCAGCAGCUCACCGACAUUUCAACCGUGUUUGUUGUCAAGUUCAGUCUUAGGGCACGAUUUAAAACCUCAGGAUUGGUGUGAUGAAUCCCUGGAACCAAUUACGACAAUUUUGCCACCAGCUCCAGAGAAAAUUUGAAAUUUUACUGCGAGCGGAAGACGAUGAUGACGAAGAAGAAAAUUGAAAUUCAAUGUUGUAGUCUUAUUAUCCUUUUUUUUUUAUUUUAACGUUCA
Molecule: messenger RNA, 2344 nt
Organism: Leptinotarsa decemlineata (Colorado potato beetle)
Lineage: Eukaryota; Metazoa; Arthropoda; Insecta; Coleoptera; Chrysomelidae
Product: unconventional myosin-IXb
Biological process (GO): intracellular signal transduction
Cellular component (GO): actin filament; myosin complex
Molecular function (GO): ATP binding; microfilament motor activity; GTPase activator activity
Source: RefSeq, a predicted model, not a curated record